UAUAAAGUAUAAACUGAUGUCGCACGGUUAGCGUGUUGUUGCCGUUUUGUGUGUUGGAAAAUACAUAGAAAAUCUAGUUAGAUGUUCAAUAGAAUUUCUGUAGGUCAAACUAAAUACAUAUUUAUUAAUGCAUCUGAAUAUUAUUAUUAUGAUCGAAAAAGCAGUAGUGUAAGCAUUUAAAAUGAGUGACAAUAUCAAAGUAGUAGUAAAAGUUCGACCUCUCAUUGCUCGAGAAGUUGAAGACAAACUUUUUUAUCAAUGGCGUGUAAGAAACUCUACGUUAUAUCAAAUAGAUCAAAAUGGGAGAGAUUGUGGUCAAAAUUUCACAUUUGACAAAGUUUACGACAAGGAUGCUAAAACUAGUGAGGUGUACAACGAUAUUGCUAAGCCGAUUGUGGAGGCGGCAAUUGCGGGUAUUAAUGGCACUAUAUUUGCUUACGGUCAGACAUCGUCAGGCAAAACACAUACUAUGACCGGGACUGAUGAUUCUCCUGGUAUUAUACACCUGGCUGUGUUAAAUUUAUUUGAUUUAAUAAGGAAAAUUCCAGACAGAGACUUUCUUCUCAGAGUCUCAUUUGUUGAAAUAUAUAAUGAAACACUAAUAGAUUUGCUUGAUGUAACAAAAAAUAUUAAAAUAUGUGAUACUCAUAAUGGCGUUAGAGUUGAUACUACUGAGAAAGUGACAUCUUCACCAGGAGAAGUGUUAGAGUUUAUGAAGCAGGGUGAAGCAAAUAGACAAACAGCAUCAACAAAUAUGAAUGAUAAAAGUAGUAGAUCUCACUCAAUUUUCCAAAUUACAAUAGAAUCUCGUGAACAUACAGAAGAUGAAGAGGAAGUUGGGUCAGUGAACAUAUCACAGUUAAACUUAGUUGACCUCGCAGGGUCAGAGCGUGCUGGGCAGACAGGUGCCACAGGAAUCCGGUUUAAGGAAGGCACACAUAUUAAUAAGUCACUUUCAGUUUUGGCACUUGUUAUUAAACAACUAUCUGAAGGACAAAAUAAACAUGUAAGUUAUCGCGACAGUAAAUUGACACGCAUUUUACAAAACUCGCUCGGAGGGAACGCGAAGACCAGCAUUAUAUGUGCAGUGACACCUGCAGUAGUCGAAGAAACCAUAUCAACAUUACAAUUUGCAUGUAGAGCUAAAGCAAUCAAAAAUCGACCAGAAGUAAAUGCAGUGGCAACAAGCUCUAGUAUGAUACAAAACCUCACCAAACAAUUAUGUGCUCUUAAAACUGCACUUGAGAAUAAGAGAAAUGUGGAGCAAGACAACUGCAAUCUUCAGAAACAAAUAGCACAUCUACAAAAGUUGAUUUUGAACGGUUUUCACCAAAGAAAUAGUUCUGAUCUCAUAUCUGGUGCGAGAAGAAAACUUUGUCCACCGAGGCGUAUGACAAUAUCGACUUUACAUCCGAUACAGGAAGAUACAACUCCGUCCAUACCUAAGUUUUGCACUCCCAGUUUAAAGUACAAUGCUCUUUUAAUACCGGGUGGUUCCGGCUUCGCACCCAUCAGUAGCGAGUCUCUCUCAUGCCUUACAGAAGCACCAACGAGAGCUAUCACACCGCCAUCUAGAGACAAGAAAGUGCAGUUUAAUGACGAAAUUAUUGAAAUAGAUAGCGACGACGACACACCGACGGAUGUUCCAAUUUGUUCGCCGUAUCACAAAUGCUAUGAUUCUUCCAAAACUCCACCAUGCAUUUUGCGCAAAAACUACAAAGAAGCGGAAAAGAACUAUAAAGACAUAGUUAAAUUUACUGAAAGAGAGAAAGUUUACGGGCCUCAUACGGACGAACUAAUUAAACAAUUAGAAGAAAAGUCGCUGGCUCUUAAUAAAGUUAAGACAAGUUUAAGUGCCUUAACUGAUGUAUGUAAAGAAAAGGAUAAGCAAAUAGAACAAUUACAAGAGACUGUUACGCAAACUGAAAUUAAACUAAAAAAUAUAACUACUGCUAAGUUGGAUUUAGACGCCCACUGUCUACAAUAUCAAACUAAAUUAACCGACUGGGAAGUAAGUUACGAUACUCUAAUGAAAAAGACAAAAAUUAGGGAAAAAGAACUACUAUCCCUAUUGGAAGAAAAUUCUAGAAGGAAAAUGAAAGAGAAUGGUACAAUGUAUUCUCCACCGAAAAGUCAAGAACAAAAUGAUCUAUCUGAUGGAUGUAGAAUAACAGAAAGUGAUUCUUCAGAUUCUGACUUAGCUUCAAAACAGAUCCGAGAUAUGGCUGCUGAAUUAGAAGCACAAAUUGUGUUGAAAGAACAAACUAUCAUUGAGUUACAAGCUACUAUAUCGGCUGAUAAGCUCAACAUAGAGACAUUAGAAAAUGUUAACAGAGAAACCAAGAAAAUGCUAUCCGACUACAAACAAAAUGUCUUACUAAUAGAAACUGAAAAUGAUAUUUUAAAAUCUAAAAUAAGUGACCUCAAUUCUUUAGUUGAAAGUCAAAACUCGGAAAUUAAAACGUUUAAUGCCGAUAUUGAUUCUUAUAACACUGUUAUAAAAGAUUUACAAGAGAAGAUAUUGCAGAAAGAUAAAUUGCUCAUUAGUAACACAAUAGUUGACGAUAAAGAUAUCGAAUCAUUGAUAGCAAUAGAAGAAUCAUUUAUUGCAAACAAUGAAAAUAUCAGAAACAUAAUAAACUCUUUAAAGAAUAUUUUAGAUAGCAAAAAUGAGGAAAUAGAAAAAUUAAAAGCUAGUUUAACCAAUGAAGAACAGUCCAGCAAAGACUCAAAUAAUUAUCAUGAAGAAAUACAAAAUAUCAAACAACAAUUAGAAGAAAAUCAAAAUACCAAUUCAAAAUAUGUCAUUGAAAUAGAAAAACUAAAAGAGCAGAAUGCCGAUUUGAUUUCUACUAUAAGUACUUUAGAAGAAAAGUAUACUAUUCAAGAAGAAAUUCUCAAGUCCAAAACUAUACAAUUAGAGUCAGAAAUAAAUACUUUAGAAGAAACUAUACAAUCCAAAGAAAAUAUUAUCAGCUCAUUUAUAAAUGAAAACCAGAAAACCCAAGAAAAUUUAAAUACAGCGAAGUUAACACUUAAUAAACUACAGGAUGUUAUUAUUUUGUUGUCAGGAAAUAUUCAAGGCAUACCAGAUAUGUUUGACGAUUUUGCAAGCGUUUUUAAAGUUUUUGGAGAUAAUUUGAAGACCUUAGAAUGUGUUGUUCAGGAUAGUAUUGAAGAUAAAAAGUCCUUGCAAGAAUUAAUAAAUAAACAUGAAAAAGAAAUAAUAAAACUUCAGAAAGAAUUGGAUAAUGCUAGUGAAAUAGUUGACUCAGCUUCAAAAGAUUUUAUUGGGUUGACCCAGACGUCAAAUAAUAGUGUUGCAGACGAAGAAAGUGCUGAAUUUAAGUUAGCCUCCAAAAUUAAAACGCUCAUUGAUGGUGUACAACACAUGCAAGAUAUUUUUGAUCAAAGUAUUAAUAGUAAAGAUACAGAAAUAAAUAAUUUAAGAUCAGAUAUUAUAGUGACCGUAUCAAAUCUUAAUGAUAAAUCAAAAGAAUUAGAAAGUAAAAGUCAAGAACUACAAGCAGUUUUGGUAGGACAUGAUAAUAUCUUACAUGGUAUACUAAAUAAGAUAGUGGAUUUAGUAUUGGAACUCAAAAUUGAAAAUAUUUCUGUUGAAUGCUCUAAAAGCACUAACUCUCCUGAGCUUAUUUCUGAGUAUAUAAAUAAACUGGCAAGUGAGAUUAGGACUAUUCAGGCUAAAAAUGAAAGCAAUUAUUCCAACAGCCUACAAGAAAUAGCGGAUGCUACAGCAGAAAUAAAACAACUAAAUGAUGAAAAUAUAAGAUUAAAUAACGCUCUUUCACAACUCAAAACAGAAAACUCUAAUCUUUGUGAGGAAAUUAUUUCUAUUAAAACAAAAAAAGAAGAUAUUAUAGACAAUUUGACGACAAGCAACAAAGCAUUAAGUCAAUUGCAAAUUGAUCUUGAAGCAAAAUCAAGUGAAAUCGAUGUUUUGCAAAGUAAAGCACUGGAAUGGAAGGAACAGUUUUUAAACCUGGAUACAACAAUGAAACAAGAACUUGAUAAAUUGGAGUUUGAGAAUUCUGAAUUAAAGAAAGAAUUGGAAAGAUUAAGUAGCAACAAAAGUAUAGUAGAAGAAGAAGUGAAGAGCAAUUCUAAUAUUAAUAAGGCACCAAAAAAUUCCAAAGAGAUUGUAGACCUAAAAUCACCUCAGAGUCUACUAACUAUUUGUUGCGAUACCAUAUUAGAUGCGAUACAGCCAAGCGAAAAUGAAACGUCGACUUGUCCUUCUACUUCCAAUACAAGUUUGUGUGAAUCAAAAGUUCAACUUUCUUGCAGAUGCGAUGAACUACAGUCUAAAGUCGAUAUUCUACAAAUUGAAAAUGAGAAUUUUAAAAUGAGCUUGCAUAACUUGCAAGAUUAUAAUAAGAGCCUAGUUUUAGAAUUAGAAGAAGCAAAAGGUGAAUUACUACUGCUACUAGAUUUGACUCAUGAAUUACAGAGGAAAAUUGUAAACCAUCGAACGAAUCUGUCUACAUUAACUGCUACAACAUACGCGGAAAAUAUAUCUCUUAGUUCCCAACUUCGAUCACUUCAACACUAUCACAGCUUAUUUUAUAGAUCAUGCGAAAAGGACAUACCAGAAGUAAAAAAGGACUUGCAGGAACUUAUGGCUUUACUUAAAACUGGAAACGCACUUACAAAUGAAAGUUGCCGCAGAUAUUCCUUGCCCACUGCUUUGGAGAACAGUGCCAUUCAACCAUCGAAGUGUGAGUCAAUGUUAGAUGGAGAUCUUCUUAUGUUAGACACUAAUAUAACAUUAACAACAUGUGAUAAUACUCUGACUGGACAUGAACAAAGUUGUUUUGAUGCAACGCAAUCUUCCAUAGACGUAGAUUGUCAGACAAACAAUUGUAGUGGAGUUAAUGAUAUCCAAAAUCCUUCAAUACCAAGAGACACGGCACGCAAAAUAUUACAAAAUGUUGAAUCAUUAAAACUCGAAAAUAAUAAGUUGCGAGAAAUUGUUGAGGAAUACGAACUUAUUAAGCAAAAUAAGUUAAAGUAUGUUGAUUCCCAAAUUAGCCCAAUUAAACUAGUCAAUUUCAUUAAAGAAGAUUGUGAAAAAUGCCUAGAGCUCCAGGAGAACAUAAAAACUCAUAAUGAUAUUUUAAAUGAAAAUGAUACGUUGCGUCGACAAUUAGCUGAGGUAACCAGUUUAAAAGAUGAUAUAGAAGCUAAAUAUAAGACGUCUGUAGCUGAAAUAGCUUCAACAGAAGCGUUACUUACCAAAUUGAAGAACUUUGAAAAAGAUCUGACAUUAAAAUCCCAAGAAAUAUCAAAGCUUACAUCGUUAAUUAAUACAAAAAAUAAAGAGUUAGUUAAGUUACAGGAGGAAAAUGACUCAUUAUCAAAUCAAGUCAUGGACAAUAUAUAUGAAACUGAAACAUUAAAAAAAGAAAUAGACUCCUUAAAGCAAAACAACCUAGAAGUAUCACAAAAACACGCCAAACUACAGGAAGAGUAUGAUAUCCUGGAUGAAGAACAUUUCAAUAGUAAUCAUAUACAAGACAAAUGCCAAGAGUGUAUAAAGAAAGAUGAUAUAAUUAAAUCGUUACAAAGCACAGUGUCUGUGUCCAGAUACAAUAAAAUAUGUACUCUUCAAAGUGAGCUUCACGCUGGUAAAGAGGAUUGCAACGAACUGAAAAAUGAAGUUACGAACAUAAAAAAUCAUUUAGAUAAAAGCAACAUUUCUAUUGUUCAAGCUAUGGACUUGGAUGACAGCAUAGGGGAUUCUAAUGUAAUGCCAUUAAAAAAAAGCGAUCUUGAUCCUAAGUUUAUGCCAGAUUUACCAAAGGAACGGCCAUUGGACAUGUACACACUAGAUAAAGUCGAUUGUGUUAAUUACUGCAUUCAAAAUACUGGAUUAGAUGAAGAAAGCUUUACUUGUGAUAUGAAAAUCAUUGAUGUUAUGAAACUGCUGUACACUAAUGUACUCACAAAACACAAUAAUGAAAUAGAAAAUUUAGUUAAUAGAUUAAAGGACUUUGAAGAAUCAAAACUGACAUUACAAUCUGACUUUAAUAAUUUAAUGUAUAACCAAGAAACGCUAUCAAAAGAAAUUAAUGAAAAAAAUGUCUAUCUUCAAGCAAUGGCCAAUGCUGUAGCCAGUAUUAAAAAUAAUUUAAGUUGUAUAAACAAUACAAUAAAUGAAUCUGAAUUAUCUGAAGUAUCGAUCGAUAUAAUCGAUAUGUAUAAAAAUACUUUCUUUAAAUUUAUUGACAAAGAGUUUGGUUUAUCUAGCCUUGAAACAUUUGAUUUAAUUUUAAAUUUAAUAGAGGAAAAACAUAGAUCAGAAAUGAUUAAACUAUCUGAAGGAAAUAACUGUCAUCGGACGAUUUCCGAAAAUGUGGAAAUGUUGAAUAAAGAAUUGGAGACUGUUAAAUCUGAUUUACAUAAUAAGGAAAAAGAAAACAAUCUUCUUGUAUUGCAAAAAGAAAAAAUGUUUGAAAUUAAUAAUUGUGUCACCCUAAACAUAGUAAAAAAUGAUCAAUUUCUUCGUGACACUACAAAUGAGAUUUAUCAGGAGCUUGUAAGUAAAAAUCUUAUUGAUAAAGAUGUUGUAAAUAUGUCUAUGCCAUUUAAUGAGAUAAUUCCAAUUAUGUUUAAAUGUGCUACACAACAGCAACAGUCAAUAAAUGAAGAAAACACUAAAUUAACUGUAGAAAUUAAUACUAUGAAAGUUUCAUUAGAUGAAAAGAAUAGAGAACUAUCUAUAUUACAAGAAGAAAUUAGCAAAGUUAGUAACAUAAACGCGCAGAUUAGCGAAGCAUUGAAUGAUAAGGAAGCACAACUUAAAGAACAAAUUUCAGUCCAUGAUAUACUUAAAUGUACUUACGACAAAAAGGUUGAAGAAAAUAACACUAAUCUAACAAUAAUUACAAACCUUACCGACCAGAUUAAUAUAAUUAAGGAAACAAUUAAAGAAAAAGAAGUUGCUUUACAAGCCUUAGAAUCUCAGUUGCACAGUCAACAGAAUAAUAGUCAAAUUGCUGAGGCGGUUAAGGAAUUACAGAUAUAUAAAGACGAGAUAGAUAAAUUAAAAUUACUGAACAAUAUUUUAAACCAAGAAAAAGAAUCGGCUUCUGUUGAACUCCAAAAAGCUAACGAUAUUAUAAAACAAAACAAAAUAGAUUUAGAAAAGAUAACAUCAGACAUGUUAAUAUUAAAGGAAGCUGUCGAUCAAAGUUCCAAUGAAAUGGAAAGUCUAAGAAGUCAAUCAAAGACAUUACUAGAUCAGAAUAAAUUGCUAAAGGAAGAGAUAAAAGAGAAAACAAAAGAAUUUUCGCGGCUUGAAACUAAUAUAAAAACGUACCAGAAGUCGGCUGAAUUCCAGUGCAAGAUGAUUUCAAGAUUAAAGAAAGAGAAGGCUGAUAUUGAAAAAUCAAAUACGGAGUAUAUUGAGAAGUUGUCAGAAUUGACAGCAUUGUUGGAUGAGUUAAAAUCAAAGGACGCUUUACACUCGGAAGAAGUCAACUCCUUGAAGAGUAUUAAGGCCAGUUUGGAGAAUCGUAUAUCAGAAUUAGAGAAAGAUGUUCAAAGUAAACGGAUGUCUAUCGAAGUGAACGGUAACAGGAGCAGACGACAAAGUCUCUAUGACUCCCACAGGACCUUCUCCGAAAACGAUGACGAUCCCAAGAAAGUUGAAGCCGUAUUUAAGUCACGUAAAUGUGAUGAUCUCUUUAUGGACGUGGAUGAGGGAUCCAACAGAAGUACACCGAUCAGGCUGAGUAAAGGACGUGACAGCCUAGCUUCAAGACACGAACAGAGUGAGGAAGAAGGCGGAUCCCGAGCAAGUAGCGUUCAGGCAUCUCGUCGUCGAAGGCAAAGUAUUCACGACGCAUACCGCGGCGCUUUGGAUACCUCCCGAAGACAAAGCGGUGAUCGAAACAACGAAUCUUCAGGCAGCGAUUCGGCCAGUGAAGUAUCUAAAUUGCGCAAGCAGCUGUCGGUUUGCAAGGAGGAAUUGGAAGAGUGGAAAGAAAAAUUCCGGGAAGUUGAUGAAGAGUGUGAGAUCUGCGCUCAAUAUCUUCGCGAAAGAGAUGAACAGUGUCGCCAGCUCAAGGUGGAUAAGCGAAGUCUUGAGAUCACGAUCGAGGAAUUAAAAGAAAAAGUCCAAGGUGUAAACAUCUCCAAAACCAGUUCAGUCGAUAUUGCCGUCAACACCGAAGAAGAUUGGGCGAAUCUCCACUCUGUGGUGGUGGACAGAAUGUCCUACGAUGCCGAGGUCGAGAAAAAUAAGAAGUUAUCGAGAACAAUAGAAGACCUCCGCUAUCAAAAACAAGAGUUGAAGAAAACUUUGACAAAAAUGCAGAAGAGUAUUGAGAGAAACGCGACAAAAGACGGAGAGUUAGAAACAAUAAGGUCUGAGCUAAAAGACUGUCAAAAAGAGCUUGAAGAAGUGAAGGCACGCAAUCGGGAAUUGGACGAAGAGUGCGAGACCUGCUCAGAAUAUCUCAAGGAAAGAGAUGAACAGAUUAAAAAACUGAAGGAAGCGAAGAAGGCGCUUGAGAUCAAGCUAAUGGAUUACGAAGAUAGCAGUAUUUGUUUGUCUGUCCGAAAGAAGCGUCAGACGUUGCACGAUCGUAACCGACAUUCAAAUGGGGAAUUAGUUGACGCAGCCACUGAAACUUGUGCAGAUUUAAACAUCCAACCAGAAAGAGAUGAAAACUCCAAAGAGGCUGAAUUACAUUCAAAAGAAUAUAAACGACUUAAAUGUAUGGUAGAGAAGCUCACACAACAAAAGGCGUCAUUGGAACAGCAAUUGGCCGCCAUGACCUCUGCAACACCGCUUUAUGUAUCCACUGGCAGUUCUAUAGUACAGCAACAACAGUUUUCGGACGUGAUCAAAGAAAAUCAAAAACUCAAGAGUAUGAACGUGAAACUGUCGAAAAUUUGUCGAAAAAUGAAAUCUCAGAACACUAAUCGCGAAAAUGAAGAUCCCGCUGACGAGAUAAAUAUGUAAAUGACAAUUUGGCUUUAUUUCUGUCUGAAAUAUUACCUUUAUUAACAUACAUUCGUGAUUUUUUAUAAAUAAUGCAAUGUGAUUUUUUUUGAAAGGGGAAUUUUAUUUUUUUAUGUUUUCAAGCGAUUUAAUGAUAACAGUUUAAUCAAGCGAACAGUUUUAUCAGAGUUCGUAACAAACCAUCGAGACCAACUAAAAUGCUGUCCU
Pieris rapae (cabbage white) is the source of this 9196-nucleotide messenger RNA. Its product is annotated as kinesin-related protein 4. Gene Ontology annotation, molecular function: ATP binding; plus-end-directed microtubule motor activity; microtubule binding. The transcript is spliced from 28 exons. Bases 182 to 8989 code for a protein of 2935 amino acids. Gene Ontology annotation, cellular component: microtubule. Gene Ontology annotation, biological process: microtubule-based movement; mitotic cell cycle; regulation of apoptotic process. Lineage: Eukaryota; Metazoa; Arthropoda; Insecta; Lepidoptera; Pieridae. The record is from RefSeq and is a predicted model, not a curated record.